Molecule: messenger RNA, 168 nt
Organism: Heterobasidion irregulare TC 32-1
Lineage: Eukaryota; Fungi; Basidiomycota; Agaricomycetes; Russulales; Bondarzewiaceae
Exons: 2
Coding region: 1-168 (55 amino acids)
Source: RefSeq, a predicted model, not a curated record
AUGUUCGGUCUUGACCUCAUCCUUGUUGGACGGGAGACUAAAAAAGAUUUCCACGACGGCUUCUGCAUUCGAACUAUAGCUGACAGGUUCGGGUGUAGAGCGUUGAUAGGACGUUCUGGAAUGGCAUUCGCGAGUAUCGCACUCCUGAGCGCCAGCUACCCUAUAUAA